Molecule: messenger RNA, 891 nt
Organism: Caenorhabditis bovis
Lineage: Eukaryota; Metazoa; Nematoda; Chromadorea; Rhabditida; Rhabditidae
Source: the annotation of a GenBank genome assembly
AUGGUGGUGACGGAGACCGAUUGGACACAAGUGUCGUUCGAACAUGCUCGUACAACUCUUCGUAAGUGGAGAGAAUGCGGUGUCCGCCGUAGCGAAGAAGCUGUUGAAAUGUGGGAGCACGUGAUCAGCCGCAAUCCCGCGGCUCUUGGUGACGAGCAAUGGGCAGUAUUGGAGCAAAUCUGCAUUGCGGCUCUUGACUGCUGUCAAUAUGAUCUUGCUCAAUCUUGUAUCGACGCUCUUGACGCGAGAUUUCCGAAAAGCACCAGAGUGUUGAAGCUUCAUGCAAUGAAGCUUGAAGCUACUGAGCAAUUCACCAAGGCAAUUCAACUUUAUGAGCGUUUGAUUGAUAGCGACCCUACAAAUAAUGCAUUGCGGAAACGAAGAGUCGCUGUGUAUAUCACGCAGAAUAAACGACUUGAAGCGAUUAAGGCUCUUAAUGAAUAUCUCAAGAUUUUCUUGAAUGACGCGGAGGCUUGGCUGCAGCUCAGCGAGCUGUUCCUUCUGGAAAAUGAUCUCGCAAAGGCAGCUCACUGUUUGGAGGAGUGUGUGCUAAUAUCGCCAUUGAACUCGAUGUAUCUUCGCAGGCUUGGCGACAUCCGCUAUUCACAAGGAGGCGUCGAUAAUGUCGAAUUGGCACACGCUUAUUACGAGAGAGCUUUGAAAGUGAAUGAGAAAGAUUUGAGAGCUCAAUAUGGAGUUGCUCUGGCUAACACACACAUCUCUGCGAUAUCGAAGAACUCUAGCGAUAAGAAGAAGGCGAUGAUCAGCGCAAACACCGCUUUUGACAACUUGAUUGAUAAGUACUCGAAGAUUAGUAUUAAAGUCAAUCCAGCAGCUGUUGAAAUUGCGGGCACUUUAGAAAAAAUGAAGUCGAACGUGGGAUCCAAGUGA